Puccinia triticina is the source of this 396-nucleotide messenger RNA. RefSeq lists its product as uncharacterized. The record is from RefSeq and is a predicted model, not a curated record. Bases 1 to 396 code for a protein of 131 amino acids. The transcript is spliced from 2 exons. NCBI's taxonomy places the organism in Eukaryota, Fungi, Basidiomycota, Pucciniomycetes, Pucciniales, Pucciniaceae.
AUGAACGGUCCCGAGAUAUGGCACACCUCAGUACAGCUCCUCUUCGUCGCUCAACUAGCCGUCACCGUCCUUUGUGGAUGCACUCUUCACCCCGAGGCGGCCGACCGUCUCUACGACACGAAGCCCGCUAUCCCAUGUCCUGAAUUGGUCAUUGAAUACACCAAUGUUGAUCAAACUAAAACGGAAUUGGUGCAGUGUCCUGGAGAUUACCUUAUAAGGACUUUUGAAUGUGGCUACCGAGAUUGUGCAGUUCUCUACGACAAGAUGGGCAACCACAGUAAUACCUUGUGGGCGCACACAACAUCUGGGGACCCGGCCGCAACAGGCGCCGUGCAUUAUCUAGGACGCCUUCCACACCGCUUCUUGCUACCGUCUUCGGAAACGAAGAUCACUUAA